AUGCCGCGCGCAUUUAUUUUCGGCGAUUUGCAUCCAUUCUUUUUUUUUUUUUUUUUUGCGUUUAUAAAAAAAGUAAGGCGGGAAGAAAGGAAAUACGUGUGGCGGGUGAGGGACGCUCGAAUAAUGGUGUCAUUUCUUCCUUUGGCUUGUUUUUUUAUCAUGUUCCAGUUGUUUUUUCCGUUCUAUUUUGCUGCUGCAACGCGGCUCAACUCGUUCACUGUGGUUGUUUUGGAGGAUCAGGCGGCUGAAGCACUUCGGAAGGCACCUGACGGCGCAUUCCUUCAAACCCCCUCUUAUCUUGUACAGCUUUCCUCCCACUGGACGGUGGUGGAAAGAAAUGUGUUUGGCAGUGACUCACCGGACGUGGAGGAAAAAGGAGGACAAAUGUUGCACUGUCGCUUGCCCCGUUCACAAACCCAAGAGAUGGUGGCCUCACUUGAGAAAAGUUACAUGAAGUUUCACCAGGGGCGGGUGCGGGCGGCCAUCUGGAAAUGGCUGCUGGACUUAACCCACAGGGACGGCUGCGUGUUUGGUGAUGGCGAAGGGACGCUUACUGGGGUCUCUGAAUGGUACUUGUUUUGUCCGCAUGGUCUAAUUCGAAAGGUGAACCGGACUGCUGUGGCAGCCCUCUAUGACGUCUCCCCGUCAGAAUUGCCACGGGUCGUUAAAAAAUUGGUGCAACGAUACCGUGGAAGUGGCGAAAAGAUGGGACGCGGAAACACAUUGGACAAGUGGACUUCUGUCAUUGGAAAGUACAAAAAACACAUAACACAGCCGUACUGGGAUGCAAAUCGAAGGGCCUGGGGGCUCACUUAUCCAACCGAUCGAGUUUGUGUUACGGGGCGGGUGAAUGCGUCGGCUGAAGGGGAAACAAAAAGAAAAGAAGACACGCGGGUAGAAGCAGGAAGGGAAAUGUGGGAGACUGUGGUUCGUUUAUACUGUCGGCGAGGGCGAGGAAGCAGCCCGUUGCAGGAGUGGACUGUCACAGAGGUGCGCCAGUCGUGCCUGUAUGAAAUUGUUUUAUUAUCUCCGGUUGUAUGCGAAUGGGAGCAAAAGAUGGAACGUCUUGGGGUGAAUCCCAUCCCUUGCAUCGUCGUUUGA
Trypanosoma cruzi is the source of this 1101-nucleotide messenger RNA. RefSeq lists its product as uncharacterized. The record is from RefSeq and is a predicted model, not a curated record. The coding region runs from base 1 to 1101 and encodes 366 amino acids. The transcript has a single exon. Lineage: Eukaryota; Euglenozoa; Kinetoplastea; Trypanosomatida; Trypanosomatidae.